AUGGGAAAUCAAAAUCCACAAGGGUUUAAUCCCUUCAAUCCCAAUCAAGGAAGAGGAAAUAAUCAAGAUAAUAAUAACAAUUAAAACAAGGAUUAGCAAAAAAAACCACCCCCUCCACCAUAAAGAGUAGGAAGGAAAAAGCUUAGAAAGGGUGUUGAAUAGGCAUCCAAAUUACCAGCAGCAACACCAAUUACUAAGUGUAGAUUAAAAUUACUUAAAAAUGAGAGAAUUAAAGACUAUCUGCUUUUAGAAUAGGAAUUUAUUGAAAAUUAAUAAAGAUUAAAGCCAUUAAAAGAAUAGGAUCAAGCUGAAUCAGAAGAGCAGAAAAAAAUAGAAUAACUUAGGGGCACACCAAUGAUCGUAGGAACAUUAGAAGAAUUUGUAAAUGAAAAUCAUGCUAUUGUAUCGUCCUCAGUUGGUCCAGAAAGUUAUUCAGGAAUCAUGAGUUUUGUUGACAAAGAUUAGUUGGAGCCAGGUUGUUCUGUUCUAUUAAAUUAAAGAUCCUAUGCAGUUGUUGGUAUAAUGUAAGAUGAAAUUGAUCCUCUUCUUAAUGUGAUGAAAGUUGAUAAAGCUCCACUUGAAUCCUAUGCAGAUAUUGGAGGUCUUGAAUAGUAGAUUUAAGAAAUUAAAGAAGCAGUGGAACUUCCAUUAACACAUCCAGAAAUCUAUGAAGACAUGGGAAUUAAACCACCAAAAGGUGUCAUCUUAUAUGGAGAACCAGGAACUGGAAAGACACUUUUAGCGAAGGCAGUUGCCAAUGAAACUUCGGCAACAUUCCUAAGAGUGGUUGGAUCAGAAUUGAUAUAGAAAUAUCAAGGAGAUGGUCCUAAAUUAGUUAGAGAGUUAUUCAGAGUUGCUGAAGAGCAUGCUCCUAGUAUAGUGUUCAUUGAUGAAAUUGAUGCUGUUGGUACUAAGAGAUAUGAUUCUCACUCUGGUGGUGAAAAAGAAAUUUAAAGAACAAUGCUUGAAUUAUUAAAUCAAUUGGAUGGUUUCGAUUCAAGAGCAGAUGUUAAAGUAAUCCUUGCCACGAAUAAGAUUGAAUCUCUUGAUCCAGCAUUGAUUAGACCUGGACGUAUUGAUAGAAAAAUAGAAUUCCCAUUGCCUGAUGUAAAAAAUAAAAAGAAGAUCUUUUAAAUUCACACUAGUAAAAUGAAUCUAGGAGAGGAUGCAAAUUUGGAUGAAUUCAUUAAUGCUAAAGAUGAAUUAUCUGGAGCUGAUAUCAAAGCCAUGUGUACAGAAGCAGGUUUAUUGGCCCUUAGAGAAAGAAGAAUGAAGAUAACAUAAGAAGAUUUUAGAAAAGCUAAAGAAAAGAUAUUAUAUUUGAAAAAAGGAAAUAUUCCAGAGGGUCUCUAUAUUUGAGAUAAUAUCUAUA
Molecule: messenger RNA, 1372 nt
Organism: Paramecium tetraurelia
Lineage: Eukaryota; Ciliophora; Oligohymenophorea; Peniculida; Parameciidae
Exons: 5
Biological process (GO): proteasome-mediated ubiquitin-dependent protein catabolic process
Cellular component (GO): proteasome regulatory particle, base subcomplex
Molecular function (GO): proteasome-activating activity; ATP hydrolysis activity; ATP binding
Source: RefSeq, a predicted model, not a curated record